This is a messenger RNA of Echinococcus granulosus, 1179 nucleotides long. RefSeq lists its product as hypothetical. Lineage: Eukaryota; Metazoa; Platyhelminthes; Cestoda; Cyclophyllidea; Taeniidae. Bases 1 to 1179 code for a protein of 392 amino acids. The transcript is spliced from 11 exons. The record is from RefSeq and is a predicted model, not a curated record.
AUGGAUUCUCUGUUCCGUAUAAGUAAAAGUGCACAAUUCGUUCAUAGUCUGAAGGAUUGUUUAUUCUCAACUGUCAGCUGCAGCUGUCAAAUCUUUUGUCCCUCUAUUUUAAUUGGCACAUAUCCAGAGAUGGUCAAUUUUUCAGAUGAAAAGUUAUCUUUUCAUUUAAACCUACUUGAACGUUUCCACCUAGUAAAAAUUAAGUUGGAUGAGGUCAAUAGGAAUUUUUCUAAAUCACUAGGGGGUCCAAAUGAAAAUAUUUAUAAAAUUUUUAUUAUUCACGUCCUGUCUGAUGUAUUUGAAAGCAUCUAUGCGACGUAUAAGAAAUGGAAAAACAAAUAUCAUAGAACAAAGUCUACAGCAUCUUCAAAACAAUAUUUUAUGGAAGAAUUUUGUCUUGCCUAUAUGGUGGUUUUUAGGUUCAUAUGGAGAAAUAACAAUUUUUCAGUCAGUUUUCCUUCAUUCAAAAUCAAAAAGCUAUUAUAUGCUUACACUUUCUGGCGUAAAAUAGUAGCAAAACACUGGUACUAUAAGUCUCGACGCACUUCAUUGGCGGCAGCGGAAGGCAAACUUGAUCCUAAAGGACUACCACCCGAAUUUCUAUUAAUGAAUGCUGAUGAAAGAAUUUGUGACAUCCCUAAUAGAGGGGCUGAAAAUGACGACAAAAAUAUAGAUCUAGUAAAAUUGCUAAGAAUAGUCAGUGACAUUGCUGUCAAAAACCUCACCAGCAAAAUAUGGCAAAUUUUUUCGCUUGUGGCCAUUGCACAUGUAUUUGUAUACAUGGUCUUACAUAAGAAGCAAUAUUCAACAUUUAUUUUACAUUCCGUUUCCCCUACUUGGGAAGCUAUUAUUGUGCAUUCUUUCAGUUUGUUUUUAAAAAGUCGAACUGUAGGAACAAGAGCAAUAACAAUGAAGAUAUACGAUAACAUUAGCAUUAUUAUCGUGUCAAUGUUUUUUUUUAGAAUAGCGUUGCAAAAUAUGUUUUCACAUCAUGCAUUAGAGCUAACUGAACAAUGGUUCAUAAGUCAACUUACAUGCCAAAAAACAACUGAAAAUAUUUUGCAUGUAUCAUUUUCCAUCGUGAAAAUAUCCAGCUAUGCAUCACAAUAUAGUGACUUCAAAAUCUUGAAAAUAUGGUUAGCAUAUUCCAAAUCUUUCCCUCGUUUCUGUCAAAACUAA